GUGCACUCACAAAUAUUGAAAACUCUCAACAUCGCUGAUAUGAUGUUAUUCAGUGAGACUGCCUUUACAAAUGUUAGAGCCUCGUUAAAACACUACUGCAAGAAGUCUUCAAUGGAAGGCGAGCUCACCUGCCCAAUAUGCCUGCAAAUAUACCAGGAUCCUGUCGUGAUGUCAUGCAUGCACUCGUACUGCAGGGAGUGUCUUAAAGAUUUGCAUGUCAAAUCCACUACAGCCGAGGAAUCAUGGGACACACGUUUAAAGACCAGCAACACGCUGCCCUGCCCCGCCUGUCGAGCAAUAACAAGCUUUGGCCUGGAGGGUGUUGAUGGCCUACCCAAAAACUUCACCCUAGCAAGUAUAUGUAGGAAGUUCAAAGAGACCUUCCGACAGCCUCCUGCCCUGGCAUCUGAUGAAACUUGCAAACAAACACCAUCGAACGAGAAAAGCGUGUACUGCAAGGCAUGUCAAGUCAUUGUGAGGAGUGGAGAUCUAUUGCCAACACAUCGCUAUCAUGUCACAGAGGACUUAAAAACUGAACUUAGAAAACAGCAGGUCAAACUCUCCACUUGCCUUCAGGAGCUGGAAAGAAGUCGCACUAAGGAAGAAGCUAGACUGAAAGCAGCAUCGGUUGAUCAUUGUAACAGACAGGAACAGAUGCAGAAACAAGAAGAUGCUAUCAAUUCAUUGGCUGAAUCCAUAGAGGAACGUGUUCAAUCACGGAAAAAAGAAGUUCUAGAAAAGUUGAAGUCCUUGAAAACGCACAACAAGACAUCUUUUGAGGCGUACCAGAAACAACUCCAGUCCUACAUCUCCACUGUCGACAGUAUCACUGCAGCUGCACAUACAAUAGGUGAUCAGAGACUGGAAGGAGAAGAAGGACAAGUCGGUUUCCUGCAGGUGGUGGACGACGUCUUGACACAGACACAGCGACUGGCAAGAGUGGAUGACUUGACAUCGUGUUUGGGCAUGCCGUUUCCUGCAUAUGGUGAAGAGUUUGCAGGGAAUCUAAGAGCUGAUUUCACAGCACUAUUUGGUCCGUCUCUGGACCCAACUAAAACAACCUUAGCCGCUAGCAACGAGGACAUAUCAACGGUUCAUAGUCAAGAGGAAGUUUCCACUGAUGAAGAGGUUGUUGCUGCAGCAAAUCACAACGUCAUCCAAGAUCACAGUCAAGAGGAAGAUGCCACUGAUGAAGAGGUUGUUGCUGCAGAAAGUGAAACCGGAUAUUUCUGCUGGACACCAACUUACAACGUCAUCGAAGGUGCAAACUUUGAGUGGGAUCCAUAUGAGUGCAGUUCAUCACUUGCGAUAUGCGAGGACCGUUUGUUGGUGACGGACGAGCGAUGGCAGGAUGAAGAGAUUCGAGGUGAAUGUGCUAACAAUUCCGGUAACUGGAGGAACGUACGUGGCAUAGCUUCACACAUUAUCUUACAAGGGAAGAAUUUAUACUGGGAGAUCCUUGUUACAUUCGCUAUCCUGAGUCAUCUCAACGACAAGGACCUGAUCACGGACCUCGGAAUAUGCAAACCUGGAAAGGAAGACGUGUAUUCACCAUUGAGAGAAAACUACUAUUGCCUCUGUUGCAGUCUAAUCAAAGAUCCUGUCUCAGCAAACAUUGUCAUGGAGUUCUGGGAUGGCCCAAAGAAGACCACAUGGGAAACUCAUACGGUAAAGAAACGGAUAAGACGCCGUAAGAAGGAGCACCUCAAGCUCGGGUUCAAUGUCGACUUUUUGAAUAAGAUGUUCAGGAUCAUUGACGUCGAUGAGAACGCGGUUCUCCAUAAUUUUGUGGGUAUGGACUUCUCAUCGGUCACUGCCGUAGCGUCUAUCGAAAAUGGAGACAAGGUUAGAACGUCCUUGGAACUGGAUUCAAAUGUCUGUGGUUUGCCAUUCGUACUCUGGAACUGAAACUUAAAGGAAUACUCUGAAGUGAUGACGCCUACCUUGACCGUGGAGUUUGAAAUUUAAUGAUUUCUUUGCUUAUGUGUAUCAUUAAUAGAGCAACACCUCACGUGUACAUCAUCACAUUGAACUACUGGGAAUAAAUACACAACACUGAUAUUCAGCAACACCCGGUCAGUUCUCAGGGAACAAGCACUGUUGUGGACCCAGUUUCCUUUCAUUCUUCACAACUGAAACCGGCAAAAUGAUGAAGCUGGCCUGCAUAGCAAGGUAUCACAAUAAAAUCCAUAUCAAUAUUAAAUUUUGUGGAUGUGUAUGUUGAUCUCGAAAUGAUAUUGCUUUAACUUCGAUCACAGAACACUGAUGUAUGAACACAUACCGGCUGUAGAGAGUCACAAAGGGUAGCUCUCUGUCCACAAUACGUAUAUGGUAUUCGAUGUUAUGUGUCAGUAUAGAGUGAAGUGUCUUAUGAUUGUUAGUGGCAGAAAAUAAUUUUUUCGUGUCACGAAUGAUUUGCUUUGCUCGGUUGACAGCGGAAAGAUUGUCCUCCUUGUACUUCUUGACCUGUCAGCCGUUUUUGACACUCUUGACCACAAUAUACUUCUGAGACAACUUGAGUCUUCAUUUGGAGUAACCGGAAUGGCACUAUCAUGGUUUGUUUUGUACCUCAGCAAUCGACAGCAGUCAGCUAUCAUAAAUAAUCAUGCAUCUAAGAAAAUCCCUUUAUCCUGUGGAGUACCACAAGGAUCGGUUCUGGGACCAGUGUUGUUUAAGCUUUACACCAGAGAUCUAGGAGAUGUAGUCAGUACACACUAUGUGAUCCACCAUUGUUAUGCUGAUGACACCCAGUUGUCUGAUUCGUGCAAUCCCAGUACAGCAGAUCGAAUGUGGGAGCGACUGUCAGAGUGUACAAGUGACGUAAAAACAUGGGUGACGACACAUUUGCUCAAACUGAAUGAGACGAAAACAGAGGCGUUGCUUGUCGGCACUAAGAAGUAUCUUCAUCAAGUGAUGACUAACUCAGUCACAGUUUGCAACACUGUCAUUCCAUUUUCGAAAACCGUAAAAAACCUUGGACUUCAUCUGGACUCUGAUCUCUCUUUGAAAGCUCAUAUUGACACAGUCUGCAAAUCCUGUU
Molecule: messenger RNA, 3040 nt
Organism: Haliotis rubra (blacklip abalone)
Lineage: Eukaryota; Metazoa; Mollusca; Gastropoda; Lepetellida; Haliotidae
Product: tripartite motif-containing protein 54-like
Exons: 11
Coding region: 40-1908 (622 amino acids)
Source: RefSeq, a predicted model, not a curated record